UUUUUUUUUUAAGAAAAUGUUUCGAAACACCCAAGCAUUGUUUUCUGUUUGAAUUGUUUUCGUAAAAAAAAGUUUUAAAAUUGGUGUAUAUUAGACAAAUAUACAACAAUGCCGAUAGAUACGAACACCAACAAAAACAUAGUUAAAGUGACAGUAACAUAAGCUUAUUCCUAGGAUUUUUGAUAGAGAACUUCUCUUUCAAUAUAUUAGUUGGUCUCCGAAAUUAAAAGGUAAGUUUACCGUAUAGUAUCGAAAUAAAAUGUCAAAUAGAAUUUCAUAAAACACCACUUGGCAAACUGACCUAAAUUGUGACCGUUAUUCUAAAAGUGUCCAAACUUCCGACGGCACGUGAAGGUAUCGAAUCGUACGUUAGCUAGCUGUCUGGCUAGCUUAGCAUUUCGCUAGCUCCGCGGGUUAUGUCUAUGUAUCUACAACCAACGUAGUUAGCCCAGCUGUUCUGCUCCAUGUCUGAAGAAAUAAGAUCUGAAUUAACGCGGACUAAGCGACCACACAACGCUACAGAUGGACGUCAGUGAGUAUGUUUUAUCGGCGGGUAGGUCCGUGCUGGACAUGGUGGAGCGGGAGUGGCAGCCGCUGUCCCCGGGCGAGCUGGAGCAGCGGCUGGACCAGGCGGUGGAGGAGAUCCUGGAGGCUGACCUGAUAGCUACAUUUAAAACUCAGCCUCCUCACACUAUACACGUUCAGUUACUGCAGAGUCAGGCUAAUGUGCAGCCCCAAGUUUUACAGACGACAUCCAGCAGCCCCCCGGAGGAAGAGGCGCCAGAACCCCGGGAACCUGAGACUGUGGACGGGGCUGCAGUGAAGUACAUCACAGAACUGCUUCAGAGCUCCAAAUCCAGGGCUCGAAUGGCCGGACGGGCUCGUCUGUCCCUUUCCCACACUGUCCUUCUAUCUCUCACUCUGCUUUCUGAGCGAGUCAGCUACCGUUCUGUGUCCCGUCGCUUCCACCUGGAGAAAGGAAACAUCCAUAGGAUCUUCUUUUCUUUCUGUGAGCGCGUCAACACGCUGGAAGAGAGGCACAUCAAGUGGCCAGUCGGCAGGGAGGCUGUAGAGGUUCUUUAUCCACUUUGGAGCCCAGAGAAGGAGCAGGAGCAGCAGCAAAGUGUCUGUGAGGUCCUAGGAGUGUUGGGACACACCCGUAUCCCUAUCCGCCUGCCUAUAGGGAAAUAUGAUGUGGAGAGCACAGUGCCUGAGGUGAAGAGGAUGAAGAAGGAGGCCCAUCCCGACUCCUGGCUAAACCUGGAGCUUGCAUGCGACCGUAAAGGCCAGUUCCUACACUGCAGAAUCAGUAAAGGAUCAGACAUGGACGGAGGCCUCGCUCUGAGAGACAAACUCAAAGAGCAUCCUGAACUGAUGCCCUCGGGCUCGUGCCUCGUGGCCAGAGCCGGCUACCCGCUCACUGCUCAGAUUUUAACUCAAUUCUCAGGCAGUCACGGACCAAGAGAGGAGCUUUUUAACAAGACGCUGGAGGAGCAUUUUCACAUCCUGGAUCAGGCAGUAGCCAACCUGAAAGCCAGAUUUCAAAGACUCAGAUAUCUGGAUAUUGGACACUACGAUCGAGCCAAAGCUGUGGUGCUGACCUGCUGUGUGUUGCACAAUGUGUUUUUGGACUUGGGAAGAGAAGUUCAUGGAGACGUUGACACAGAGGAGGCCACAACCAGAGAGGAAGAGGGCGAGGUAGAUGAAGGGGGUGUACACAGACGGGACGCCAUCGCAGAUUUGUUGUUUAAAAACGUAGAAUCUGGAAGCAUGUGAUGUGAUGUCUGAUGGGAAACUUGUAUUCCUCUAUGUAAACAAACAGUUCUUUAAUAUAAAGGUU
Messenger RNA from Centropristis striata (black sea bass), 1840 nucleotides. RefSeq names its product putative nuclease HARBI1. The coding region runs from base 523 to 1776 and encodes 417 amino acids. The record is from RefSeq and is a predicted model, not a curated record. NCBI's taxonomy places the organism in Eukaryota, Metazoa, Chordata, Actinopteri, Perciformes, Serranidae. The transcript is spliced from 3 exons.